This is a messenger RNA of Drosophila grimshawi, 1077 nucleotides long. RefSeq lists its product as uncharacterized. Lineage: Eukaryota; Metazoa; Arthropoda; Insecta; Diptera; Drosophilidae. The record is from RefSeq and is a predicted model, not a curated record. Bases 447 to 617 code for a protein of 56 amino acids. The transcript has 2 exons.
GCUGCUGCCGCUGUUCCGAGCUUGUUUCGUGCGUGUUCAUUCAGUCAACAGAGUUCGCGGCGCAAGGUUCUCGUUGUCUUCAACUACAACUUGUCGAAGUUCGAUUUGUUUGCGAGUUUUACGCGUCGUGCGAAUAAGGAAGAACAAUUGAAAAGUUUCGACGAUUUUGCUUAAUAGAACGGAAAAUUUGUUAGCAGCAUCAACGUCGAAAGCCAGCUGCGUUCAAUUUUGAAUUGUAAUCAACACACUCUCGAAUUAAAAUCAGGCGACAUCCGUCAAAGGCCAACUAGAUUUGCAUCGAUAACAAAUUGCAGUGUUGCGUCUAACAAGGCACUGCCAACUUAAUCUUAACGCUCGUGCGUUUGUCUUUUUCGUUUGUGCCCCCCAGUUGCCACGCCCCGUUUGCGGCGUGCGCCCAAAAAGUAGUCAAGACGACGUACUCGAUUAUGAAGAUGAGCUCGCCCAGGAUAAUGCAGCAGAAGCGGAGUAGUAAAUCCUCCAAUACGUCGCGGGUCUCGAUGACCACCUCGACGGCGGAGGAGAAUCUCAUCGAGUCGAAGCUCUUCAGCUGGAUGCGACUCUUCCGCUUCGCCUCGCUCCUCUGUCGCGCCGAGUAGAGAAUGGCGACCACAAACACAAAUACAAAUACAUAUACAUAAAUAUACAUAUUAAGAGGCCUCAACCUAAUAAGAUAAUGGGAAUGCAUUAUUAAAAACAAAAAACAAAAAACAAAAUGAAACAGAUAAAGUAACAGAUACUCGUGCUAGUUGCAGCUUUCGAUUCAAGUUUUCCUAUUACGCUAAAAACAAAAAACCAAAAAAAAAAAACAAAAUUAAAAAUUAAAAAAAAAUUAAAUAAAAAAAAGCAAAACACUUUUUAGAUUCUGCAAUGUAGACAGUAAGAAUUGGAAUUUCUUAAACGAUUUAAUCAGCCUUUAUUUUCCCUUAACUUUCACAAUUAAGUCAAUUUUUAGUGUAAAUUUCGCUGGACUCCAUUUAUGGGAGGCCAUGCGGAAUUUGUCGCGCCUUUCGUACCUUUUGUAUUGUAAUAAGAAAUAAACAUAAAUACGUACAUACA